GUUCCUUUAUUAACCAUGGAUCGGAUCCAUGUUAGACAAUCAAAUCUGAAGUCUUUUUUCCUCGUCAUCAAUUGUGGUGUGACUGCAGAUAAUCAAACUUGAAGGUUAUUUUCGUUUAUAUAACUAACUAAUGGCUGAGAAGAAACAAGUACCAGCUGCGCCAUUAGUCUCAAUCAGUGAGGAUAAGGGCGAUGUCAUCAUUCCGUUUGGUUCACUUACUCCCCUACAUCCUCUUCCAGAUCUACUUGACGGGAGAAGAGAAGAUUACAUCAAUGUUGCUAUCCCCCUCUACGAAGCAUCAAUAAAAGGCGAUUGGAAAGCUGCAAAAGCCAUUAUUGAUAAAAACCCAGAGUUGCCGUUGCUGCGGUGUAGCAUCACUGAAAAUUGUGAGACCCCACUUCACAUUGCAGCAUCCGCUGAUAAAUCAAAGAGGAUGCAAGAAUUUGUGAAAAAUCUGGUGGGGAUGAUGGAAACAAAAGAUUUAGAACUUCAAAAUAAAAGUUUCAACACCGCACUGUGUUUAGCGGCUGCAGCUGGAAAUGUUGAAAUGGUUAAGAUUUUGGUAAAAAAGAAUCGUGCUUUGCUCAUAAUUCCUGGUAGUUCAAAUAUGAUGCCACUCUAUAUGGCUACCUUAUUUGGAGACCAUGCCACAGUGGAAUAUCUUUACAGUCAAUCUAAUAAAUUGGGUGAUGAUGGCUGGACUCGUGAGAAUCGUGCUUGGCUGCUUCAGAAGUGUGUUGAAGCCAAUUUGUUCGAUAUCGCACUACAGAUUGUGCAAGAUAUUCCAGAACUUGCUAGUAGUGGGAAUGUACUUGGAGUUUUGGCUAAAAAGCCUGAGGCAUUUUCUAGAACAACAUCAAAUGUAUUUAAGAAAUCAUUCAACUGGGUCUUUGCUCGCCCUUCAAAGCCAGUUCCACCUAAAAAGGAUGGUGAAGCAUUGCAAUUACUAAGGACCAUUUGGAAAAAUGUUGUAAAAUUACCGAAGAAGGAAAUUGAUGACAUAUUAAGAGGGCAACCCGAUCCAGUUAAAAAAGAUGACAGGCUACCUUAUAACAAGGAAGAUCAAAAGUUGCAUCUGCUAAAACUCAUUUCCGAAAAACUUGACAAAAUUUCAGUUGAAAUCCAAAAGCCAACACUACCUUCUUCUUCGACUGUUACAAAAGAGCCAGCAAAGGCAAAACCAACAUACUCUUCACGUGUAUUAUUUGUUGCUGCAGAAGUGGGUAAUACUAAAUUUAUAGUUGAGCUCAUCCGCAUGUAUCCUGAUUUAAUUUGGAAGGUCAAUGAGAAUAACCAAAGUAUAUUUCACAUUGCUGUUAAACAUCGUCAUGAGGGUAUCUAUAACUUAUUGUAUGAGAUUGGCUCAAUGAAGGAUUUGAUUACUCCUUUAAAAGAUGAACAUGAAAACAAUAUGUUACAUUUAGUCGGAAAGAGCGCAAAACAAAAGCGCCUUCAAGAUGUAUCUGGUGUUGCUUUACAAAUGCAACGAGAACUAUUAUGGUUCCAGGAAGUGGAGGCUAUGAUCCCAUCUUCUUAUAGAGAAAGGAAGAACAAAGAUGGUCUAACACCACAUGAGUUAUUCACUAAAGAACACAAAGAUCUAGUUGUACAAGGCGAGAAGUGGAUGAAAGAAACAGCUAGUCAAUGUAUGGUGGUUGCUGCCCUUAUUGCCACCAUAGUAUUUGCAGCCGCUUUUACGGUACCAGGUGGAUACAGCCAAGGUGGGAGGAACCAAACUGAGGGUAUCCCUGUUUUUCAUUCUGACCCAACCUUUAUGGUUUUUGUGGUUGCUGAUGCCAUUUCUCUAUUUGCAUCCGCAGCUUCGAUUCUUAUGUUUUUAUCUAUCCUCACAUCUCGUUAUGCCGAACGUGAUUUCUUGCAGUCGUUACCCAAAAAGUUAAUGUUGGGUCUAUCAACUCUUUUCCUCUCUAUAACAACCAUGACCAUCGCUUUUAGCGUCAGCUUUUUCGUACUUUACAAGAACGGUUUGAGAUGGAUGCCGAUUGUUAUUAGCUUGUUUGCGGUGAUGCCCAUCUUUUUAUUUGCGUGGCUGCAAUAUCCUCUCUUAGGAGAUGUUAUUCGAUCAACAUAUGGUUCUAGAUACCUCUUUAAACCCAAGAAACGAAUGCUUUACUAUGAAAACCCGGAGCCCAACAUAAUAAUGCGUUUCUUCUCAAGAUGGUCAUCAUCAAUUUUCAGGAUUUUUAAAGCCCAGUGAUAGAUUGGGAUUUUGAUGUGGACUUUCGUGCCAUGUCAUCAGCCACCGUAUCUAUCUUGCAUUGUUACACGUUUCAUUAAAUUGCAUUUGUUACACGUUUCUUAAUUCCUAGUCACAGGGUAGUUGUUGAUUUAGUGGUUCUGUAUAUUUCCUUCAAUCAUGGAAGAAAGUGGGGCAUGUCCCAUGGUUUCCACGUAGCAUGCAUGCACGUUUCCUUUUCCUUGUAACCCUAUUUAGGGACUUUUCCAUUUUAAUGAAUGCGUCAGAAAAUUAUCACAGAAAACAAUUCCCUUCUAAAA
Helianthus annuus (common sunflower) is the source of this 2517-nucleotide messenger RNA. RefSeq lists its product as uncharacterized. NCBI's taxonomy places the organism in Eukaryota, Viridiplantae, Streptophyta, Magnoliopsida, Asterales, Asteraceae. The record is from RefSeq and is a predicted model, not a curated record. Gene Ontology annotation, molecular function: protein binding. The transcript has 7 exons. Bases 131 to 2218 code for a protein of 695 amino acids.